UACGGCCUUACACCGUUAUACACUCGUUUGUACCCAGCACUAUUUAAGUCUAUAAAGUAAUCCCCCUCAUCCCUACUCUCCGACACUCUGCCAUACUCUCACUCUCACUCUCCACCAUGCUCCCUCUAACUCGAAGAACCAAACUCCUCCUCUUCUCCCCUCUCCUCCUACUCCUCUUCCUCCUCUUCCUCCUCAUUAUCCAAAAACCCACCACCACCAACCAAGGCCGCCGCCACCGCCACCACUACCACCUCCUCCGCCGCCGCCACUCCCACCUCCAAGCUUCUGAUGCUGAUGCUGCUGCUGCUGCUGCAGCGGCGGCGGCGGCGGCGGCGGCGUACUGCGAGGGAGCGCUGUACCCGGAGCUGUGCGAGGCCACGCUGUCGACGGUGGAGGAUCUGCACAAGAAGCCGCUGGCGGAGGUGAUCUGCGAGGUGGUGAACAGCACGGAGGACGCCGUGCUCUCCUCCGCGGCGAACUGCUCCUCCUACCUCCGCCCCGGAAGCCGCUACGGCCGCGCCCUCACCCCGAUCGAGGAGCUCGCGCUCGGCGACUGCCUCGAGCUCCUCGACUUCACCAUGGACGAGCUCCGCGCCGCCGCCGCCGAGCUCACCGCCGAGGGGGCCGCCUCCGACGCCAACGUCAGCGACGUGCAAACGGCGCUCUCCGCCGCCAUGACCAACCAGUACACGUGCCUCGACGGGUUCUCGCACGUGGACGGAGCUGCAGGGUCGGGGGGCGGGUGGGUGCGGCCGUACAUCGAGGGGCGCAUCGACCGCGUGUCGCACCUCGUGAGCCACACGCUCGCCAUGGUGAAGAAGCCCGAGGGCUACGGCGCCGUGUCGGGGGGAUUCCCGAGGUGGGUGUCGCCGGCCGACCGGAGGCUGCUGCAGGCGGCAACAAAUACGACAAAGCCCGACUUAGUUGUGGCAAAGGACGGGAGCGGAAACUUCAUGACGGUGGGGGACGCGGUGGCGGCAGCCCCCAAUAAUACGGCGACGAGGUUCAUCAUCUACAUAAAGGCGGGCGGAUACUUCGAGAAUGUGGAGGUCGGAAAGAGCAAAAAGAACAUCAUGUUCAUCGGGGACGGGAUCGGCAAGACGGUGAUCAAGGCGAGCCGGAACGUCGUCGACGGGUGGACCACUUUUCGGUCGGCCACCGUCGCCAUUGUUGGUGACGGAUUCCUCGCUCGCGACAUUACAAUCGAGAACUCCGCCGGACCGAGCAAACACCAGGCCGUGGCCCUGAGAACUGGCUCCGACCUCUCCGCCUUCUACCGGUGCAGCUUCGUCGGGUACCAGGACACUCUAUACGUGCACUCCCUGCGCCAGUUCUACCGCGAUUGCGACAUCUACGGAACCAUAGAUUUCAUUUUCGGAAAUGCGGCUGUUGUUUUCCAGAACUGCAACUUGUACGCCCGAAAACCCGAUCCAAACCAAAAAAAUGUGUUCACGGCACAAGGCAGGGAGGACCCGAACCAGAACACGGGGAUCUCGAUCCAGAAAUGUAAAGUAACUGCGGCUGCUGACCUAAUUCCGGUGCAGUCGAACUUCUCGACAUAUUUGGGUCGGCCGUGGAAGAAGUAUUCGAGGACGGUGUACAUGCAAUCGUUUCUCGAUAGCCUGAUUGACCCUGCAGGGUGGUUGGAAUGGAACGGGAACUUCGGUUUGGACACAUUGUACUAUGGAGAGUAUCUGAAUCGCGGGCCGGGUUCGAACACGGCAGGUCGGGUAAAGUGGCCUGGGUACCACAUCAUCACAAGCGCCGCAGAUGCGAACGAUUUCACGGUAGGAUCGUUCAUACAGGGUGAUCACUGGCUCGGAUCGACUUCGAUCCCAUUCUCUGUAGGGUUGAAUUAGUGUGAGAUUAGUAACUAAUUUCAUUCUCGUUGUUGUUAACCUUCCGAUUAAUGAAAUCAAGUUCAGAGUCAGUUAUUUUCUUUUCCUUUUCAUUUA
Molecule: messenger RNA, 1955 nt
Organism: Ananas comosus (pineapple)
Lineage: Eukaryota; Viridiplantae; Streptophyta; Magnoliopsida; Poales; Bromeliaceae
Product: pectinesterase-like
Biological process (GO): cell wall modification
Molecular function (GO): pectinesterase activity; pectinesterase inhibitor activity
Source: RefSeq, a predicted model, not a curated record